Molecule: messenger RNA, 1281 nt
Organism: Mandrillus leucophaeus (drill)
Lineage: Eukaryota; Metazoa; Chordata; Mammalia; Primates; Cercopithecidae
Biological process (GO): intrinsic apoptotic signaling pathway in response to DNA damage; regulation of gene expression
Molecular function (GO): zinc ion binding
Source: RefSeq, a predicted model, not a curated record
AUGCUGCCCCACACAGACACACUUGCAUUAUCACCUUCCCCACCAUUUCAGGCCCGGCUGCCCCGGAAGAGUCUGGUUAAAAGGAAAAGAGAGGAAGCGGGGGCUGUGUGUUACGUUCGCGAUUUUGUCCCCCCAGAGUUUCAAGUACACAUUACGCUCUGGCAGUCAGGGCUUCCAGAGAGGCACAAAGAAAAAAGAAAGAAAAGGCGCGGGGAGCCGGCUGGAGGAUUCUGCAAGCACAGGCCCCGAUGGAGCGCCCGUUCCGUAGAUGGGAUUUCCCUCCCUUUCCCCUCCCCCGCCCGUUCGGACCCGCGGAAUUCCGCCCCCGCCGCGAGCCCGGAACAAUGCAGCCGCCCAUCCCGGGGACCCGUCACUUACCACCCAGCCGCUCGAGUCGCCAGAGUAGUCGUCUCGGUCGCCGCCGCUGCUUCACAGGCCACCUUAGUCAGCCUCCCUGCAGCCCCGGUUUCCUCACACACACACACCGAGAGGGACAAUAAACAGAGCCGCCGCCGCCGCCACGGUCACCUCCCUCUUGUCCGGCAUAACACCGCACACACACAUUUGCACACCGGGGAGAGAGGGAGGGCGCGGCGGCCGCCCCCGCUGUCAGUCAGCGCCAUGCCGUCCAAUCGGGGCCUUGUCGCCACAGCCUCUCGACCAAUCCCAAAAUUCCAAGCCCCCUGGAGGGGCGGGACCCGAGGGGAAAACGUCAUUGCGGGUAGCAACCGAAAGGAAGACUUGGGGUUUUUGUUUGUGUGUGUGUCUGUGGGUUUUCCAUUUGAAGGGAGAGCAGGGGCUGCUGUCAAGGGUCAAUUGAGGGCGGCAAAGGGAAAGGGUCGAAUUGGCCUCAGGUCGAUUUCUCGCACCUGCAGCCCGUCCCGCCCCAGGCGCUGCCGCCUGCGCCGGACCGGAGCCGCCAUACCUAAGUGCCUCAAGUACGACAAGGAGGUGUACUUCGCCGAGAGGGUGACCUCUCUGGGCAAGGACUGGCAUCGGCCCUGCCUGAAGUGCCAGAGUGGGAAGACGCUGACCUCGGGGGGCCGCGCUGAGCAGGAAGACAGGCCCUGCUGCAACCACCCUCGCGACGCCGCCAUGUUUGAGCAGAAAGGCUUUGGUCGGGGUGGAGCCGACAGCCACACUUUCAAGUAAACCGGGUGGUGGAGACCCCAUCCUUGGUCGCUCGCUGGGCCACUGUCUAGGCAAAUGCCAGGCCUCGCCCACAGAUGUCCAGGGCUUCUUUGUAGCCCCUAAUGCCCUCAAUAAACAUGAACACUUGGA